UACUUCAGUAAGCCAAGAGAGUAUUCUUGCUGUUUGUCUUCAAGAAGUACACGAAUUAUGUCUGGUAGAGGAAAGGGAGGAAAAGGUCUCGGGAAAGGGGGUGCCAAACGUCACCGUAAGAUUUUGAGAGAUAACAUCCAAGGCAUUACCAAGCCAGCCAUCCGUCGUCUCGCUCGCCGUGGCGGUGUCAAGCGAAUCUCUGGCCUCAUCUACGAAGAGACCCGUGGAGUUCUCAAAGUUUUUCUUGAGAAUGUCAUCCGUGAUGCUGUGACGUACACCGAGCACGCUAAGAGGAAGACCGUAACAGCCAUGGAUGUGGUGUACGCUCUCAAACGCCAAGGACGUACUCUUGUUAUCAAGCUUUACAACAUGGCACCGAAAGUAGCUGGUAAGAAAGGCGAGAAAAAAGCCGGCAAGGCGAAGGGAGCGACCGAAGGAAAGUCAAAGAGAACAAGAAAACGCAAGGAAAGCUAUGCCAUUUACAUCUAUAAAGUUCUCAAGCAAGUUCACCCCGACACUGGAAUCUCCAGCAAAGCCAUGGGCAUCAUGAACUCUUUCGUGAACGAUAUCUUCGAACGCAUCGCCACAGAAGCUUCGAGACUUGCACACUACAAUAAGAAGUCGACCAUUAGUUCCCGCGAGAUCCAGACCGCCAUCAGGCUGCUUCUGCCCGGCGAACUUGCGAAGCACGCCGUAAGCGAAGGAACGAAGGCUGUGACCAAGUACACAAGCAGCAAAUAAACUUCCUGUUUCAGGUUACUGUAUUCCUCGCAAACAUCGAUACAAUGCAAGCCACGAAUCAAGAUAUUUCGACAGAAUUCGCCAGACAUUAGAAAAUUGUUCUGUGAAACAGACUGCUAGUUAUAACCUGGCGAAACAUUUUACAUCCGUUUUUAAAUUUUAAUUUAAUAAAUCGAAUCGAAGUUUAUGUAUUUAACAGGGGCCUAUUGGCCAUAUACAUAGCAAUGGGUAUCUAUUUUUUCCAACUAAUUUAGUUUUAGCAAUUUUUUUGUUCGUUGUUGUAAACUUAGAGUUUAUGAUCACAAUUCCAUCAUUUAGCUUUAGCAAUUUUGUGUUUGUUAUAAAUUUAAGUGAAAGUU
Messenger RNA from Orbicella faveolata, 1100 nucleotides. Its product is annotated as histone H2B.1 pseudogene. The record is from RefSeq and is a predicted model, not a curated record. Lineage: Eukaryota; Metazoa; Cnidaria; Anthozoa; Scleractinia; Merulinidae.